GCUAUUGUUUUAACCGAUGGUGAACGCAUUCUCGGACUCGGAGAUCUUGGAGCCUACGGCAUGGGUAUUCCCGUUGGAAAACUAUCUCUUUAUACUGCUUUGGCGGGAGUACAUCCGGAGCACUGCCUGCCCAUUCUCCUUGAUGUUGGUACUAACAAUCAGGAUCUUCUUAAUUUGGCGUAAGGCUAUUUUAACAGCGAAUUUUCACAAAUUAAGUUGA
Molecule: messenger RNA, 220 nt
Organism: Protopolystoma xenopodis
Lineage: Eukaryota; Metazoa; Platyhelminthes; Monogenea; Polystomatidea; Polystomatidae
Source: the annotation of a GenBank genome assembly